AUGGCCGCCCUCCCACCCCCAGGCCUCCACAUCCCCGCCUCAACCUCCACAGUCUCAAUCUCCAUAAUCAAAACCAGCACCGAGAUCCGCGGCCUCCCAACGGGCUACUUCUUCGACCCGCCCAUCCCCGGCCACGACCACAUCGCCGCGCCAGCCUUCGCCUUCCUAAUCCGCCACCCGGUCCUCAACCGCACGCUCAUCUUCGACCUGGGCAUGUCCAAGAACUGGCGCUCCAACCCCGUCCUCAACGCGCGCUUCGGGAAUUCGAAGGACGUGGGCGUCACGGUCAACAAGUCUGUGCGGGAGAUUCUGGAGAGCGAAGGGCUGGAUUGCAAGGACGUCGAGGCGGUGGUCUGGAGUCAUUGGCACAUGGACCACACGGGCGACGUGCCUGAAAUCGAGAAGUCGACGAAACUCAUCGUGGGGCCUGGAUUCCAAGAAAAAGUCCUGCCAGGCUAUCCACGAAACCCAGAGUCGUACGUCAUGGAGAGUGAUUGGGAAGGUCGCGAGCUGCUCGAAAUCGACUUCUCAACUUCGGGCUUGAAGAUCGGGAAAUUCCAGGCGUACGACUACUUCGGCGAUGGCUCGUUUUACUUCCUCGACAGUCCUGGGCACGCCGUAGGCCACCUCUGCGGCCUGGCGCGCGUGACGGCCGACCCGCCGAGUUUCAUCCUCAUGGGCGGGGAUGCGUACCAUCACGGCGGGAUGAUCAGACCGUCGCCGUAUCUCCCUUUCCCGGAGAAUGUCGCGCCUAAUCCGUUCGCGCCGUCGACGGGCUCGCCUUGUCUGGGACAUAUCUUCGAGUCCCUACUUCAGGAUGGCGACAAGAAGAAGCCAUUCUACAAACCCUCCGCACCAGCAGCGGGAGGCGCGUACGAUGAUCCGGAGGAGGCUGGGCGGACGAUUCAGAAGUUGCAGGAGGCGGAUGUGAGGGAGGAUAUUUUGAUGGUGGCGGCGCAUGAUGAGACGCUGCUUGAUAUUGUGGAUUUCUUUCCGAAGCUGGCGGAUGGGUUUGUGGAGAAGGGAUGGGUGCGGCAGGCGAGAUGGAGGUUUUUGAAGGACUUUGCUAAGGCUGUGGGUUAUGAGGGGGAGGUUGAAGGGAUGAGGUCUUGGGGACCGCCGAAUCAAAGCUGA
Messenger RNA from Zasmidium cellare ATCC 36951, 1134 nucleotides. RefSeq lists its product as uncharacterized. The transcript has a single exon. NCBI's taxonomy places the organism in Eukaryota, Fungi, Ascomycota, Dothideomycetes, Mycosphaerellales, Mycosphaerellaceae. Bases 1 to 1134 code for a protein of 377 amino acids. The record is from RefSeq and is a predicted model, not a curated record.